This is a messenger RNA of Trifolium pratense (red clover), 1168 nucleotides long. RefSeq names its product photosystem II 22 kDa protein, chloroplastic-like. Lineage: Eukaryota; Viridiplantae; Streptophyta; Magnoliopsida; Fabales; Fabaceae. The record is from RefSeq and is a predicted model, not a curated record. The transcript is spliced from 4 exons. The coding region runs from base 257 to 1066 and encodes 269 amino acids.
AGAGAAGAAAAAGGACCCCAAAUAAAACACAGUGCCUCAAAUGAAAACAUUAUCAUAAAAACCACAUAUAGUACUAAACGAGACGUGGGCACAUAGUUGCCUAUCAUUGAGCAUUUCUUUCAUACACACCACAUCCACACACCUUAUUAUUAAAGAUAAUAUUUCCAUUCUACUAUGUUUUAGUAAAAUCUUGCAAUCACAUUUCAUACCACAAACACAUUUCAUAGUUCAUACCAUAACUCAACAUAGUAUAGUAAUGGCACAAACUAUGUUACUCAUGUCUAGUGUCUCUAGUACUUAUUCCGUGGAAUUGAAGAAAGAUCCUUUGCUUCAAUUACAGUGCCAAAGAUUGAGGCCUAGAAUCUCUGAUGUUUCAUUCAACCCACUUUCUUCAAAUUCUAAGCGUUUAUCAUCUCGUACAUUCACAACUCUUGCUCUAUUCAAAUCAAAAACCAAAGCCCCUGCUAAGGUUGUAAAGCCAAAACCAAAGGUUGAAGAUGGUAUCUUUGGAACUUCUGGAGGAUUUGGUUUCACUAAGCAGAAUGAACUAUUUGUGGGUCGUGUUGCUAUGAUUGGUUUUGCAGCAUCAAUAUUGGGUGAAGCAUUAACUGGCAAAGGAAUUCUAGCACAAUUGAAUUUGGAAACUGGAAUUCCAAUUUAUGAAGCAGAGCCACUUCUCCUUUUUUUCAUUAUCUUCACUCUUCUAGGAGCCAUUGGAGCUCUUGGUGACCGUGGUAAAUUUGUUGAUGAUGAACCAACUACUGGUGGUGUUAUUCCUCCUGGAAAAGGCUUUAGAGCUGCUCUUGGUCUCAGAGAAGGAGGUCCUUUAUUUGGAUUCACAAAAUCCAAUGAAUUGUUUGUUGGAAGAUUGGCUCAAUUGGGUUUUGUUUUCUCAUUGAUUGGAGAAAUUAUUACUGGGAAGGGAGCUCUAGCUCAGCUCAACAUUGAAACUGGGGUACCAAUUACUGAAAUUGAACCACUAGUCUUGUUCAAUGUUAUUUUCUUCUUCGUUGCUGCUUUGAAUCCUGGAACUGGAACAUUUGUAAAAGAUGAAGACGAAGAUUAGAUUAGACAUUAAUUAAUUAAUUAAUUAAACACUUUGUUUGUACUUCAACAAAAACUUGUACGUUUUGUUCAUCUAUCAUUAAUGCAUUGAGUUUCUUCUAAA